Molecule: messenger RNA, 2062 nt
Organism: Actinia tenebrosa (Australian red waratah sea anemone)
Lineage: Eukaryota; Metazoa; Cnidaria; Anthozoa; Actiniaria; Actiniidae
Product: glucose-6-phosphate exchanger SLC37A4
Biological process (GO): glucose-6-phosphate transport; phosphate ion transmembrane transport
Cellular component (GO): endoplasmic reticulum membrane
Molecular function (GO): glucose 6-phosphate:phosphate antiporter activity
Source: RefSeq, a predicted model, not a curated record
GAUGGCGGAAAGCAGAGAGUUUUUGUACCAACGAACAAGAUGGACAGUAUUUGCGUCUCUUUUUGUCGGAUAUUCCUUCUACUACUUCACAAGAAAGACCUUCACAUUCUCUAUCCCUUCAAUCGUAGAAGAACUUAAUUUAACGAAAGAAAAUCAACACCAGCUUGGCAUAAUUACGAGCAGUUAUACUGUGACGUACGGGUUAAGCAAGUUUAUCGGAGGAUUUUUAGGCGAUAGAGUUAGUUCUCGUGGCUUAUUUGCCUCUGGUUUACUCCUAAGUGCUUUAGUUAACGUUGCUAUCGGGUACUAUACGAGUUUGUGGAGUUUGACAGUGUUGUGGGGGGUAAACGGGUUAGUUCAAGGAGUCGGAUGGCCGCCUUGUGCAACGCUCAUCAAGAACUGGUUCAAACCGCAAGAGUUUGGUACACUAUGGAGUGUUCUAACAGCAUCAAGCAACCUCUCAGCAAGCCUAUCACCUGUAAUCAUCUCAUAUUUAUUACUCAACUAUGGCCUUAAAUAUGCAUUCAUURUUCCCGGAGGCAGUGCUUUAAUCAUUUCAAUGGUAGUAUAUUUAAGUAUAUAUAACUCACCUUCGGAGAUUGGAUUUGAUGAUAAUUAUGCGCCAAGCCAUGAGGAAAAUACCAGUGAGACAGUAGAAGAAACUAGUUGCUCCAUUUCAGAUGUCCUGCGUAGUCCAUUUCUGUAUGUGAUUUCAUUUGGGUAUUUCAUGGCUGCCUUUGUUAAGUUUGGAGUUGCUGACUGGGGACAGCUGUACUUGAUUCAAGAUAAAGGRAAAUCUCAGUACGAUGCUGGUGUUGCCAUGAGCAUGUUUGAAGUUGGUGGGUUCUUUGGGAGCAUCACAUCUGGAUACAUUUCAGAUAAACUGGUUGCCAAGUUUAAUGACAAGACAACUGCUAGUCCUAGAAUGCCRCUGAUAUUGGUCUAUGUACUUGCCAUGUUUAUGAGCCUACAUGUACUAAGAACUGUUAUCCUCCUGGAAACACCAAAGAUGAUGGUGGGGCUUACUACAUUUGCAUUGGGAUGUUCAGCAAUGGGUCCUAUCAACAUGUUUGGUGUAUUAGCAGUAGAGAACAGUCCUGUUGGGUUGACGUCAUCCACCCACGGCAUCGUAGCUUUAGCAGCCAGUAUUGGUGCAGUCAUGGCAGGCUAUCCACUUAGUAUCUUCACCAAGUUUUAUGACUGGGAUGGAAUGUUAAUUCUUUUACAAGCAAUAUGUCUGUUAACGUUCAGUGUGUUGCUUUGCACUCGCAAUACUAACAGAAAUAUGAGUCUAUCGGUUAAAGAAAAAGCAACAUAAUGAUUAUUUAAAAUAAUAAUUACCAAUACAGGGGGUGUACCACAAGUUGAAUUGCAACAGCAAUUUUUCAUGCAACAUUGUUGUGCAAAAAAUUGUUCUCAUGUAACAUGGUGACAAUUUUAACUAAAACUCACAUUCUUGCCAUCAAUUUGAGUUGCCUGCUGUGCAUGCCAUGUUACGCACCUUGAUAUGCACAUCUCAACACCACCUCCCUUUCGCUGAUCUAUCCUGUUUUUCAGGGAUCAAAUUUUGCCUCAUGUAAGGAAACAAAAGUCCUUUCUAGUUUAACAAACAAGUUGCAUUCUGGUCUAGCUUGGGUACGAGCAACACCAUGUAGUCCAUGAUGAAUAAAAAUGUUUGUACCCUUGCUGUACCUUGAUCUACUAUCUCCAAAAAGGUGACUUUAUUUGCAGAUGUUGCAAUUUUGGAAUAUACAAGGACUAGAUCUUUAUAAUGUUGGAGAAAGCCACUUAAGGGAUAGUGUAACACUGCAAGGUACAAAAGUUUCACCACAUUUAAUGUAUUUGCAUACAAUGUACUUCUAUGCACAGACUUUGCAAUUUUCCCAUGUGGUCAUACCUUUGUGGUUUAAGGAUAGAUUAUUUGAUCUACACAUAUUAUUCAGAAAUAUACAACAUUUCAAUUUGUUAUUAUUAUUWUUGGAUCUGUUGAUAUAAUUUUUUUUAAACAGUUAAUUAAUAUUAGGAAAUCGUAUCAAUUUAAAAAUUUUUUUUGACGAGAAAG